UUACAUGGAUCAAGCAAAAGGCGCUUCUAACCAUUCUCGUCCUUUUUCCACGACUUUCCCCUAGCUUUUAUCCUUCUCUGUGAAUGAGGUAUAGCUGGAUAGAUGUCUCCAGACCUGAAGGACGUCCAUGAACGCAAAGAAGAGAUAUUCUUUGAUUAUUAUUGUCGGAUUAAUCGGCUGUUGUAUUUUCGUAGCGUUUAGAAUCUUCACUGGCUCUAAGCUAACACGUUCUUCAAAUGUCAACCUCGAAAACCUACAACAACAACUUUUGAAGCCUGAUUUUAUGACUCAUGAUGAUGAAUAUAAACUGUACGAUGUGUUAUCUUCCCCAAUGGAUCGUAAGAAGUUUCGGACUCUUUCAUCUGAGACCAAGAAGUGCAGAAUGGAGACAUGCUUUGAUAGAACCAAGUGCUUGAAAGACUUCAAGGUUUACGUCUAUCCUAUCCGCCCUGGCGAAAAACUUUGUCCAUUAUUUGCAAAGAUUUUAAAAGUCAUAAAAGAGAGUAGCUUCUACACAGAAAAUCCAUCCGAAGCUUGCCUAUUUAUUCCAAGUGUAGAUAGUCUCGAUCGAGAUCGGAUAAGUCCUGACUAUGUUAGGAAAGUUGGUGAGAAAAUUCGUUCGUUACCGUACUGGAAUUCCGGAACAAAUCAUGUAAUUUUGAAUUUCUUUUCUGGGACAUGGCCUGAUUACGUGGAAGAUUUAGGGUUCGACGUUGAAAAGGCAAUUUUAGCUAAAGCAUCUUUGUCGUCGAGUACACUUAGACCAGGUUAUGAUAUCAGCUUACCGCUUCUACCUAAAACUCAUCCAUACAAGAAUGGGGGAAAUUUGCCUAAUUCAGCAAGUGUCUUCCCCCUUGAGAGAAAAUACAAACUAGCGUUUAAAGGAAAGCGUUAUCUCCAUGGAAUCGGAAGCGAGUCUAGAAAUGCUUUAUACCAUAUACACAACGCUAAAGACAUAGUACUAUUGACAACAUGCAAGCAUGGCAAAAACUGGGCCAAACAUAAGGACGAACGAUGUGAUCGAGACAACGCUGAGUAUGACAAGUACUCCUAUGAAGAAUUAUUACAAAACGCAACUUUUUGUCUAGUGCCAAGGGGCAGACGUCUUGGCUCAUUUCGGUUUUUAGAAGCUUUACAAGCUGGAUGUAUCCCUGUCCUACUUAGCGAUGGCUGGCAACUACCAUUUGAUGAAGUAAUAAACUGGAAAAAAGCAUUAAUAAAUGGUGACGAGAAGCUAUUGAUGCAGRUUCCUGGGAUUGUUAGAUCCUACAGUAAAAGUCAAGUACUCGCAAUGAAACAACAAGCACUGUUUUUGUGGAAUGCAUAUUUUUCUUCAGUCGAAAAAAUUGUUUUUACUGCGUUAGAGGUCAUUAGGUCAAGAAUAUUAAAAAGUAAAGCGGCAGGCUACGCCAUGUGGAAUAAUUAUCCAGGAGCUCUUGUUGUCUCUUCAUCCUACUCAAGAAAUCUUGAUGACUUUCCUUUCUACAAUUCAAAGCAAUGCAAAGAAAAGAGUGCAUUUACUGCUGUUAUUUAUACAUCGUUGCCUGAAAUCAAAGAAUCUUCUCCUCUCUAUAGACUAAUUCAACGUGUUGCAGAAUCUAAAAAUGUUGCAAUGAUUUUGGUCUUGUGGAUGUCAAACACUGCAAUUCCUGAGAACAAGAGAUGGCCACAGAUUAAAGUGCCAUUGGUUAUAAUAAGACCUGACUUCAAGUCAGUAAAUAGUCGCUUUAUCCCUCGGUCUCUGAUAGAGACAGACGCUAUAUUAUCACUGAAUGAUGAUGUGAAGCUAAAUGUCAAUGAGAUUGACUUUGCUUUUAACGUGUGGAAAGAUUUCCCUCAGAGGAUUGUUGGCUUUCAAUCUAGAGAUCAUUACUGGGAUAACGGGAAAUCACACUGGAUGUAUUCCUCAGUCCACGAGAAUGAGUUUUCCAUUGUUCUUACUACAGAUGCUUUUUAUCAUAGAUAUUAUAAUUUUUUAUAUACCAAUUAUUUACCCAAGAAAGUCCAUCAUAUGGUCAAUCAUAAAGGAAUGUGUGAACACUUAGCAAUGAACUUCUUAGUUGCUGACGUCACCAGACUUCCCCCAAUAAAGAUCCUGCCAAUCAAGAACUAUCACGAGGGUCUUGGCAAGAAUACCAAAAGGUCUAAAUUAAGACAACAGUUCCAUACUUUUCAGAAGUGUUUGGAGGCAUUAGUGGAUGUGUUUGGUUACAUGCCGCUAGUUAAGUCCCAGGUCAGACUUGACCCAUUACUGUAUAAAGAUCCUGUGUCAAAUUUAAGAAAGAGAUAUAGGCUCCUUGAGUCGUAGAAUAACAUUACUUCAAUAAUUAAGGUAAUAUAUGACAACAUUUGAAAUGAAAGGGCCAAAAGACUUAGUUCCAUACAUUCACUAAAUAUAGACGCUUUCCAAAUUUGCUUUAGGCUGCAAGCAGUCCCACAUUUCCCAACGGACUCAGUAAAGAGGGGUGUUUUAGGAUUCCUAUGGACACAUGUGGAGAAACUGAGUCUGGAGGAAAAGUAGAACAGCUCACAGUCUAAAUGUUCUUAAGUCAUUCAAGCAUUUUUAUCCAGUAAAGUUCUGUCCUCAGGCUMCGUCCAUUGUCCAAGAAAACAAAUUGUACAUACAUAAUAUGCUUUUCAACACACCUACUCAUGGUUUGAUUAUCAAAUGAAAUGUUCUUUCUCAUGUUAGAUAUCACUUGAAACAACCAAAGCUUACAUAGAUACCUUAGAUACCUUAAAUACAGUGAAGUCUAUAGUUAUCUUGAACCUCGUGGGGACCAGGCAAAAAGUUUUGAAAUUAUGGAGGUUCAAAAUAUCCAUGGUAAAAUAUCCUAGUUUUACACUUACUCAAUUCCAUGUAAAGUGGCCCUUAGUUUGAGGUCAUGGGAAGCUAGAGAUGGCAUUAUAUAAUAUAGGGUUUGAGGUAAUGAGGCCACAUGAUUUUUUUCAAUACAACUUUCAAAGGGAAUAUUUAUUAAAUAGCAUUUUUAACCA
Messenger RNA from Actinia tenebrosa (Australian red waratah sea anemone), 2997 nucleotides. Its product is annotated as exostosin-1. NCBI's taxonomy places the organism in Eukaryota, Metazoa, Cnidaria, Anthozoa, Actiniaria, Actiniidae. Gene Ontology annotation, biological process: lipid metabolic process; intracellular signal transduction. Gene Ontology annotation, molecular function: phosphatidylinositol-4,5-bisphosphate phospholipase C activity; glycosyltransferase activity. Gene Ontology annotation, cellular component: membrane. The record is from RefSeq and is a predicted model, not a curated record.